Spirodela intermedia is the source of this 105-nucleotide messenger RNA. Lineage: Eukaryota; Viridiplantae; Streptophyta; Magnoliopsida; Alismatales; Araceae. The record is from the annotation of a GenBank genome assembly.
AUGUAUAUGUGCUAUCUUGUGUGCUUUCGGAUUGACACAGUUUCAUACAAUGUUCGUGACUGUUUUGACGAUCGGAAUAUUGAAAAGAGUAAAAGGAAUCGAUGA